ACCCUGAUUAGGCAAUAAAACAUUUUUCCCCUCCUUUUUAUUGGGUACAGCGGAUGGGUAGAGUCCCGCGAUCCCCGCACCUCGUGCGUGUCAGUCCUGCUUCUUGUUUUGAGACUAUAAAGCCUCCAGCAGUUCUUUUUCUCUUGGUUCAUCAUUAGACACGUUUUUGGUGACGACACAAGACCAGAUCAGACAGGAUGCUUAUUACACGAUAUUUCUUUCUGUGGCUUCUUAUUUGCCCGGCUGUGUUUUCAAGAUGCUCCAACAAUCAGCAGCAAAAAAGGACUCGCGAAAUCAUUCAGAAACUCUGCGGCCUGGGAGAAAUGCGACCGGUGAGAUGCAAAAGCGAGGCUGAAGAUAUGAAGGUCCAAAGUCCAAAAUUCCCGAAACAGGAGGAGAACAGGCUGCUGGUGUUGGAAAUGUCAUAUCGGAUUGUCUCUGAUCUCCUGAUGAAGAACGUGUCCACCGAGUGGAAGUCCAGUGAGCUGCAGCAGUUACGGGAUUUACUUGGACACCAGACACAAUUCUAUGCAACAUGUUUUCCGGUUGCCAGUUCAACUCAUGCUGAAGUGGAGAAUUGGAGCGCUUUUUGGAGCAGUCUGUCUGAUUUUCUGUCAGAGAAGAGUUUCAGCGCGUGCGCGUGGGAAAGCGCGCGCCCUGUCAUUCUACAGGUCAUGCGCAGUUUCUACAGAUCCACUACAAAAUCACCAAAACCCAUCAGAAGCUGUUAAUAUCUAUCUAUCUAUCUAUCUAUCUAUCUAUCUAUCUACUCUAUCUGUCUAACUGAAUUAACAUCGUUGACUGGACUUGAAUAAUUUGAAUGUAUUUAUUUAUAUAUCUACACUAUCAUGAAGUGUGUCAUUUCUUUUCCUUUCGUGAAUUCGUAAUGUAACUGAUAUAUAUGUAAUAGACAUUUCUUUAUUUGUGUCUGUGUGUGAAGAGAAUGAACUGAUAAUAAAUCUAAUCUAACCUUAGCUAAUCUAAUCAACUACGUAGUGUUAAAAAAAAAAAAAAAAAAGGUUCCAAUAAAGCAUCUUUAGAACAAUGCCAUGGAUGAACUAUGUGAACUAUGCUGUCAUCAACCAUCAGAAUUGGGGGAAAGUGUGACUCAGGGAUUUUGACAGAGGCAUGGAUGUUGGUACAAGAUGGGCUGGUUUGAGUAUUUCUAUAACUGCUGAUCUCCUGGGAUUUUCACACACAACCGUCUCUAGAGUUUACUCAGCGAGCUGCAGUUUUGCGGACGGAAAGAUCUUGUUGAUGAGAGAGAUCAGCGGAGAAUGGCCAGAGUGGUUCGAGCUGACAGAAAGUCUACAGUAACUUAGAUAACCACGCUGUUCAAUUGCGCUGAGCAGAAACGCUUCUCUUCUGUCAGCCAAGAACAGAAAGCUGAGGCAGGACAGUUGAAGACUGGGAAAAUGUAACCUGGUCUGAUGAAGCUCUUUCGGGCACUGAGGCAGACACAGGGUCAGAAUUUAAUGCAAACAGAAUGAAUCCAUGGACUCAACCCGCCUCGUGUCACCAGUCCAGGCUGGUGAAGGUGGUUUAAAGCUGUGGGGAAUGUUUUCUUGGUACUAUUUGGGCCCGUUAAUACUAACCAAUCAUGGCUUGAAUGCCACAGCCUAUUUGAAUAUUGUUGCUGAUACAUGUGAAUCCCUUCAUGACCACCAUUUGCCAUCUUCUAAUGGCUACUUCCAGCAUGAGAAUGCACCAUGUUACAAAGAAAAAUUCAUCACAAACUGGUUUCAUAAACAUGACAGUGUUCAUCAGGGGC
Molecule: messenger RNA, 1771 nt
Organism: Ictalurus furcatus (blue catfish)
Lineage: Eukaryota; Metazoa; Chordata; Actinopteri; Siluriformes; Ictaluridae
Product: interferon tau-like
Exons: 5
Coding region: 198-731 (177 amino acids)
Biological process (GO): defense response
Cellular component (GO): extracellular region
Molecular function (GO): cytokine receptor binding
Source: RefSeq, a predicted model, not a curated record